CUCCAGCAUUGCCCCCUGACGCGCCUGUUGCUGGUCCCGCAAAGCGAGCCUCUGGUCCAGCAGUGCGGCGAAGCCCGCCAAGAGCGACUGAUUGGAUUCCCCCUGCAUGAGACGCGGAUGCCCGUGCACCCAAACGUGUUCCUGACCGACGCCAAGCGCAUUGUGGACCUGUUGCUGGUGGGCGUGGACGCAGCUGGCAGGGCCGCGGCGCUGUCCGCGAUCGUUGACCGGCUGCGGCGUGUGGGGCCGCGGGUGGUCGUGCUGUACGCCACGUGGCGCGUCCUGGCGGACCUGGCUAGGUUGCUGCAGCAGCAGGAGCAGCAGAAGCAGCAGGAGCUGGAGCAGCAACAGCUCGGUCCCGCCGCCACCAACAGCCCGCAGGGCCUCUUGGAGGCGGUACAGAAGGUCCAGGUCAGCGCGGCGGCGCCUGGCUCUGUGGUGGACCCCGAUGCUGCGGUUGCGGUUUUGAAUGCCGCCCAACAAUUCAUCAACGGCAAAAAGGCGGCAGCGCCCCCGUUGAUGAAUUCUGCCUGGCAGUGCGAGCAGCCCGAGCGUGAGCUGCUGGCAGAGGGCGCCGCAUCCAUGCUGGUGCUGUCAGCCAUGCAGCCACCCAAGCUGUCGUCCGCUGCUGCUGCGGCAAGCGGCGGCAGUGGCAGCAGCAGCGGAAAUGUGGCAGCAGGAGCAGCUGCUGCUGAGGCGGCCACCUCCGCGCCGGCAACGCGCCUGGAGCUGGACGGCCUGGCAGUGCAGCGAAAGAAGGGCACACUGCGGGUGGUCAUGCUGGAGGCCAAGUCCAGCAGAGCAAAUCUGCAGAUGGCGCGGCAGCAGCUGCGUCGCGCCGGCACCAUCCUGGCGUACGUGUACAACGUCGCCGCUGAUGCCGGCGCCUUUGGCGGGUCGCCCCCACGGCUGCAGCUGGAGGGGCGCAUCGCGCUGUCGCGGCUGGAGGGGCUGUCGCCAACGGAUGAGGUGGUGGUGCUGGAGCCGAGCGGCGGUAGCAGUAGCAGUAGCAGUAGCAGUAGCAGUAGCAGUAGCAGUAGCAGUAGCAGUAGCAGUAGCAGUAGCAGUAGCAGUAGCAGUAGCAGUAGCAGUAGCAGUAGCAGUAGCAGUAGCAGUAGCAGUAGCAGUAGCAGUAGCAGUAGCAGUAGCAGUAGCAGUAGCAGUAGCAGUAGCAGUAGCAGUAGCAGCCUCGUGGUUGGCGGGCCGCGGUUCUGCAUGCAUGACUGUGGUCAACGGUAGACUUCGUUGGUUGUGUCCAAGUGCCCUGAGGGCCUGAACGGAGCGGAUUGACGUGCGGAGCUGACGAGUGCAACGUGUGGACUCCUGACAGCCAUGAACGUGGACGAUGGACAGCGCGCGAAAGGAGAAAUGACAUUUCAUAUCGCGUCCUUUGUUUGGAGCGGGUGAUGAGGUGCGGUGUAGGCGUUUGUGCGCAUCUGGAGGUAGGAGAGGAGGAGGAGGCGUGAAACCUCUUGUGCCGUCGAGCUUUGUCUCUCGACGAGGGGAGGCCGCUUCAGCGGCCGGUAGCCCCCUUACACCCGGAUAACUGACACCCAGUGUCGUAAACACAUUGAGCGAAGGCGGUCCCGUGUGGCCACUCCGACCUCCGUGCGCGCGGGUGGGGCGCGGCGUCUGGACUGCGGGGGGAGCCCGAGCGCCCCGCUAACCCGACCAGGAGAACCUGAAAAGGCCGCGGAUGCUGUACAGAACGGUUACAAUGUGCGGUGAUACGGUACUAAGCACUUGAUCUGCGCGUGUGCAUGGGAUGCAUGUCAUGACAACUGCUACUGCAUAACCCUGCAUUGAAGGAAGGCUGGGCGACCGCUCAGGCGUGUAUCCGGGACUGACAAGAAUAUCUG
Messenger RNA from Chlamydomonas reinhardtii, 1859 nucleotides. RefSeq lists its product as uncharacterized. The record is from RefSeq and is a predicted model, not a curated record. The transcript has 6 exons. Gene Ontology annotation, molecular function: mRNA binding. NCBI's taxonomy places the organism in Eukaryota, Viridiplantae, Chlorophyta, Chlorophyceae, Chlamydomonadales, Chlamydomonadaceae. The coding region runs from base 118 to 1239 and encodes 373 amino acids.